AUGGCCACUACACCACGCAUUAAGUUCGAGCAUUCGCCAGUCGACAGUCUUGCCGACAGCUUUGCCUCGACCCCCGGCACCUCCUAUCCAUCUCUCUUCGCCGAUACGAUGGAUCCCGCCGAACUGGUGACUCCGGCCAUGACCCCUCAAUCAUUCGAGGGCGAUAGCAUGUUCGGGGGCUCCAUCCGCGGUGAGAGCGUCUCCAACGAUACGCCUGCACCAGAGAAAAAGCCUGUAAAGAAGCGGAAAUCUUGGGGACAGCAAUUGCCAGAGCCCAAGACAAACCUUCCCCCAAGGAAACGGGCAAAAACUGAAGAUGAGAAGGAGCAGCGACGAGUGGAGCGGGUUCUCCGCAACCGCCGAGCAGCUCAAUCAUCAAGAGAACGCAAGCGACAAGAAGUCGAAGCACUAGAGGCUGAGAAGCACGCCAUAGAGCGACGCAACCAAGACCUCGAGAUGCGCCUUGCUCAUAUGGAGGAACAAAACUUAAGACUUCAACAGGAGUUAGCUCAGAUCACCGGCAACAAAAUGCCUGUUUUCCGUGGCUCCUCCGUCUCCGCGUCCAGUCCCUCCCAAGAACUAGGUCAAUCAUCCCCAGUUACAUUCUCUCAAGAGCUCUUUGGCUCGCGGGAUGCAAACGGCCGAUCGUCCAUCAGCGCAGCAUCCAUGGCUGAUUCCCAGGCGCCUGUUCAAACCGUAAACCCCGCCUCCCUCUCUCCCGAGAUCCGGCCCGUCGCCGAGUCCUCCAACGCCAGUUCUUCCGAUAUGACACAACAUCCUGCCGCGGUGUUGUGCGACCUGCAGUGUCAGUCGGAAGAACAACGGCCCUGGAUGGCCUCGACGACAGCCACGACUUCAGCCAUCUCUCAGAUCUUGACUCUCACCAUGUUCAUCAACAUGACUUCGGGAGCUAUUUCGACGCUCCUCAGCCCACUGAGUCAGAUUUACACAUCCUUGAAAACGGGAUCCUCCCUAUCGCCGACACCUUCAAUCUUAACUAUGAUCAUAUGGUUGGUCACAACGACGGCAUCCUUGACGACUUCAACCUCGACGACUUCCUCAACCACGACGACCCAGCACCUGCGCCCGAGACUCAGUCUACGGAUCCGCUUGCUGAGACGACUGCUAGCCUGCAGCCCCAACUUGGCGCGUCCUCUUAUGGAUGCGACGAUGGUGGCAAUGCGGUCAGCGUCUGAACAGCAGCUCUCCCACGACUGUCUCCCGUCCGUAGUAGCAAGUGUCCGUCGUGAGCGAUCGAAUUCGCCGAGUGUGGAGGCACUCAUGACCUUGUUGUGGGCCACUUAUGUGAUUGAAAGGGAACAAGAACAAGAGGCGCUGAAGACCACAACGCAGCCGGACGCGGCUGCGGAGGUCAGACAGGCGUGUAGGGAGCUGGAUGAACUGUUCAGAACGCGAGAUAUAAAACCUGUUUCUUAUGGAUUGGGCGGGGGGGCUCUGGGUGGAGCCUUGGGCAAAAAGUCUUUGGACGACUGGCGUACGGCGUGA
Messenger RNA from Venustampulla echinocandica, 1506 nucleotides. RefSeq lists its product as uncharacterized. Gene Ontology annotation, molecular function: DNA-binding transcription factor activity, RNA polymerase II-specific. Bases 1 to 1506 code for a protein of 501 amino acids. The transcript has 2 exons. Gene Ontology annotation, biological process: positive regulation of transcription by RNA polymerase II. Lineage: Eukaryota; Fungi; Ascomycota; Leotiomycetes; Helotiales; Pleuroascaceae. The record is from RefSeq and is a predicted model, not a curated record.